AUGCACGGCUUCAUCUUUGAAAUCUUAGAGGCCUGGGUGAUAGAGCAAUAUGGCCUUGACACUUGGCACACUAUCAAAGAAGUCGCAGACUGCAAUGUGAAGGAUCACUCCUUCAUAUCUCGUGGCCAAUAUCAGUACAGUACACUUCUGGACUUGCUUGUUGGUACAUCGGAGUUGGUUCAAAUCCGUCUAGAACUACUCCUCAAGUUGUUUGGGCAAUUCAUUGUUGGAUAUCUCUUUGACUCGGAGUAUGGAUCACUGCUAAGAUGUCAGGGAUCAACGCUGUUAGAAUGGUUGUCACAUUUGAAUGCCAUGCACGAUCAGUUCCAAAAGAGUUACAACAGUGAAAAGUUCUGCCCACCAGUAUUUUGGUGUGAAGAGAGCGAGGAAGAUGAACGAUGCAUCGUGUUGCACUACUUUAGUCAUCGUGGGAAUUCCCUAGUACCAAUGGUCCAUGGUAUCGUCGACGAAUUGGCCAAGUCCCAUUUUCAAGUGGACAUCCAUAUGGAUCUUGUGGGCAAGCAGGAUGAACACGAUUCGAGAUAUACGUCAUGGAAAAUAUCUGCCAUUGACGAAAGCCUUGCCUAUAAGCUAAAGCCUCCCAAAGAAGCAGUCCAUAAAGGUAUUCCCGAGACCCUUAAGAACGUCAAGAUACCCAUGAGGUGUCCCGUUUCUGGAAACCAUGCACAGGUUCACAGACUGAAUCGAUCACAAUCUUCUCGUUUGGUUACUGAAAGCCAGCAAAGGAGGUCAUUAUCACCCAAACCUGACAGUGCCACCGAAGGCAUCUCUAUGGAUCUGAUGCGCAAUGUCUUUCCAUUUCAUGUGAUUGUGGAUGAGGAGUUUCGAAUAUUGCAAGUCGGGAGGAAUCUUCCUAAAGCGUUACAAACAACGGAAGAAGACCUUCGUGGGAAUCACAUCCAAGAAUUCUUUACGAUAACGAAGCCAGUUUUUGCUUUCGCUUGGGACUGGCAAUCCAUGAAUCGGCUAUCACAUCAGAACUUCUUCCUUGCUCAGACGGAGUCAAGUAUCAAGAAUAAGGAGAACAAGGCCAUCAUCAAUUUUAAGGCGGCAAUGCUUGCACUUUCGAACGAUAAGGUCCUUUUCUCCCUCUCUCCUCAUGUCAAUAGCCUUAGGCAGCUCACCGAAAUUGGGUUGUCACUCUCUGAUCUUUCACUCAUCACAUCACAACGCGAUGCUGUCAGUCUCGGAGAGUAUGUAUCCAAAGAAUCGAGGAAAACAAAUUCUCUUGACAAGCUCAGCAAGAAGUUGAAAGCAGAACAGAAACUUUCGAACAGUCUGCUUUACAACAUGCUACCAAAGCAAGUUGCAGAUGGUCUUCGAAUGGGACAGACUGUGGAGCCACGAUACUAUCACAAUGUCACUCUCUUCUUUUCUGAUAUUGUCGGUUUCACGUCCCUGUGCCAACAAGUACAGCCUUGGGAAGUCAUCGAUCUAAUGAACCAGCUCUAUUCCGUAAUGGACGCUUUGACCGAUCGAUUCGACUUGUACAAGGUCGAGACUGUAGGGGAUUCUUACAUGUGCGCUUCUGGAGUCCCGGACGCUGACGAUUCACACGGGGAGAAAGUUGCAAACUUCGCCCUCGCUGUCCUUGAGUGCACUAAGCAUGUCAAGUCGCCAGUGACAGGAGAACCAAUCGAGAUGCGCAUUGGUAUCCACACUGGCAGUUGUACAGCGGGUGUCGUUGGUAACUUGACUCCUCACUACGCUUUAUUUGGAGACAUGGUAAAUGUAGCUAGCCGCCACGAAUCAACAGGUAUGCCAGGACGAAUUCAAUGCUCGCAUGAGCUAUUCGAACUGUUGCAAAGCGGGAAGGCCAAUGCACAUUAUGAGUUCCAAGAACGGGGCUUCGUCGAUAUGAAAGGAAAGGGAGAAUCUCUUACCUACUGGCUUGAAUGCGGCACUGCUGCUAACAAACUCGCCAACCCAAGUGCGCUGGAACGUUUGUCUCGAGAAAUGAAGGAUGUUCUUGUCUCAGAGCAAUGGAAGAUGCAGGAGUAUUUCGACAAGGACGAGUCAACUCGCCCUGAUUUUGGAGAUUUCUUGAGCCCCGUCGCUGUUCCAAGAAAGAAACUGACCGCUGUCAGCGAAACCAACACGGCUCCAAGUGCACCAAUUGAGAUGUCCGAUUGGGACACACUUCUUCUUGACAGUUCAAUUUCGAGAGAAGAAAUUCAAGACAAAAUCUUCGAUGUCCUCUUUUCGACGCUAAGAAGAUGUGCUGGAAAGGGAGGUGAUAGCCUGACAGAGGCUCGAAAAGACUUGCUUCACUUUGUUGAUCUCAUUUGUGGGCUCUAUUCCCACGAAAAUGUCUUUCUAAACGUUGCCAAUGUCCUUAUGCGAGCGGAGUUUCUCCUGAAGUUGAGAAAGAGAUCGGGGGGUUAUGAUUCCUGGGACGACUUUGUGCUCCUCUUUUCAGCAUUCAUUCGCGAUGUCGACUUGGAUGCUGACGAAGAUUCUCGGCUCGCCAGUCGCACUGGAGCUGCAUCUUUGGGGGAGGGAAUGUCGAUGGAAGCAGCCAUCGAGUUUCUUGAAGAUGAUUAUGAAGACCUUUGCGAAGUCAUCUUUAGGGGUUGUCCUCGGUUCCGCAAGCUCAUGAGGAAGCUAGCCGUCGCUUCGGCAGAACUUGAAUCGGAGGCGAAUUUUAGAGCAAUGCUGAUGGAAUUUGAUCGAACUAUGGCAGAUACAAGCACGGAAAAGAAGGCACUGAGACGGAAAAGCGAGGUUCAGCUUGGAAUGAUCCUAAUUCUUGCAACAUGUGGCCACUACUGUCAGUCCUACGAGGUCUUCCUUCAUUGGAAUCAAUUACAGUUCAAAGCUGAGCUUCAGGCUCACAAAGAUGGUAUUUCAGACGAUCCUCGGCAGGAAUGGCAGGAGUGGCAAGCUGCUGUAUUCAAAGCCAGCGUGUAUCACCUCUUGGAUCGCACCGAUCGAUUCUUGACUGAUGGCAUGGGCCUGAGAAAACGAGCAAACUUGAAUGAAACGCAGUGGAGACUUGAAGGUAAAGAAUGGGUGGGAGCGAUACUUGUCCCAUAUGCGAGGCUAGAGGCAUCUCUGGAUGAAAAGUUUUCAUACGAGCAACACAUUAAUGCAAACAUUGCAAUUCUAGAGCACUAUCUCCGAAGGGUGAUCGCAAGCCACAAGAGAAACGACGAUGUUGAUGCUUCUGAAUCAUCAGAAUACAUGGAAGCAACGACUCCCUACGAAGAACUUCAGUUGGUAAUUGAGAUGGCGCCAGUGGCCAAUAGCAGGCGCAUUGCCGAAUUCGAACUCCCUCGAGUUGUGCGACAGGAGCUUCGCGCAUUUGUCAUGUCAAUCGCAGGUGGAUACAAUGAGAACGAGUUCCACAGCUUUCGUCACGCAAGCCAUGUUGUCUUACUGUCUAACCUGUUGAUGGAGAGUAUUGAUGUGGCCGCUCAGGGGAAGGAAGGUGUUACAUCGGAUCCACUGGUUUGUUUUGCAAUUGUUCUAUCCGCGCUGGUCCAUGAUGUCGGUCACACCGGAGUGCCGAACGGUCAAGUAGCUGAAGAGAAUCCGGAACUUGCCGAUCGAUACAACAACCAAAGCAUUGCCGAGCAAAACUCGAUCGAUGUUGCAUGGCAAUGUCUGAUGUCCAAGUCAUUAAAGCAUCUUCAGAUGUGUUUGUUCGGAUCAUCAGAGUCAGAGAAGGCGAGACUUCGUCAACUGCUAGUGAACAACGUUAUGGCAACCGAUAUUUUCGACAAGGAUCUCCGUGCACUUCGACAAAAGCGGUGGGAAAGAGCCGCUACUUGCGACCACGCAAAGAAAACUCUGGCAAUGGAGCACAUCAUGCAGACAUCCGAUGUGGCGCACACCAUGCAAGAAUGGGACAUCUACCGGGAAUGGAACGAGAGCCUUUUUCUCGAAAUGUACGAGGCCUUCUCUGAAGGAAGAUCUGAAUAUGACCCAAUUGAUGGCUGGUACAACGGCGAGCUUUGGUUCUUUGACAAUUGGGUCAUCCCGUUGGCACAAAACUUGAAGUCAUGUGGUGUUUUGAGUAUUGUUAGUGAUGAACUCGUUGCCAGGGCCAGAAGCAAUAAGCGACGAUGGGCGUUGGAAGGCGAAAAGAUCUGUCGGUCCCUGUGGCAAAAGGCGAGGGAAAGGCAAAUGCCUCAUAUGAUGAUGCAACGAGCCCAUUCCAAAAGUUCCAUUCUUUCUAGAAGGUCAUCAAUGCACUCGGAAGAGUCUACCGCAGUGGAAACGAUGCUAGCCGCGACGGUUGUGGAGGAGAUCGAAUCCUUGUCUAAGGUUUUGAAACGAUACGAAGAGAAAAUCGAAACUGCUUGUACCAAUCUAAUUGGAUUGACGUACAAGAACGAGAAUCAUCCUCCAGCGAAGCAAUUGAAGCACCAGCCUUGGCAAGAAGUGCGAAAACACUUUCGCAAGCAACACUGGUACCGCAACCUGCACGAUGGUACUCAUCGUGAGGAGGAUGAUGAUAAUGAUAAUGACGCCAAAGUGCACAUUGCACCCCCCACACAACACGCCUUAUUACAAGAGGAGGAAAAUAGAGAAGACGCCAUCCACGAAUCAGACGACGAGGACGACGACAUGAGCUGUCUGACCGAGAACAGUCGUGAUGCGAUUAUGAAGCACUCGCAGUCCACCAUUGUUGGAGAAGUCCGUUGA
Messenger RNA from Cylindrotheca closterium, 4671 nucleotides. NCBI's taxonomy places the organism in Eukaryota, Bacillariophyta, Bacillariophyceae, Bacillariales, Bacillariaceae. The record is from the annotation of a GenBank genome assembly.